AUGCCAUCCCAAGCCACGCCAACCCAUGCCAUCCCAAGCCACGCCAACCCAUGCCAUCCCAAGCCACAGCAACCCAUGCCAUCCCAAGCCACGCCAACCCAUGCCAUCCCAAGCCACAGCAACCCAUGCUAUCCCAAGCCACGCCAACCCAUGCCAUCCCAAGCCACAGCAACCCAUGCCAUCCCAAGCCACGCCAACCCAUGCCAUCCCAAGCCACAGCAACCCAUGCUAUCCCAAGCCACGCCAACCCAUGCCAUCCCAAGCCACGCCAACCCAUGCCAUCCCAAGCCACAGCAACCCAUGCUAUCCCAAGCCACGCCAACCCAUGCCAUCCCAAGCCACGCCAACCCAUGCCAUCCCAAGCCACAGCAACCCAUGCCAUCCCAAGCCACACCAACCCAUGCCAUCCCAAGCCGUGCCAGCCCAUGCCAUCCCAAGCCGUGCCAACCCAUGCCAUCCCAAGCCACACCAACCCAUGCCAUCCCAAGCCGCACCAACCCAUGCCAUCCCAAGCCGCACCAACCCAUGCCAUCCCAAGCCGCACCAACCCAUGCCAUCCCAAGCCGCACCAACCCAUGCUAUCCCAAGCCGCACUAA
Procambarus clarkii (red swamp crayfish) is the source of this 597-nucleotide messenger RNA. Lineage: Eukaryota; Metazoa; Arthropoda; Malacostraca; Decapoda; Cambaridae. The record is from RefSeq and is a predicted model, not a curated record.